AGAAAAAUAAAGUAUGAAAAAGAGGAAGCGAUUACGAUCCCACGUGCUCAUAAAAUGAAUUUACGUUCCUUGUACCUGCCAAUUGUGAUACCAGAUGACGUUACUAAAAAAAUAACGAGAGUGCAUUCGAAUCCCGCCGGUUGGUUAGUUGGACAAUUCUUAGUUUAUCUUACUAGGCAGAAAAACACAUUAAAGCGAUUUAUUGAUGACAAAAGAAAGAGAAUUCGAUUUUCUCACCCUAUAGUUGGUGUCCACGUUCGAAGAACGGAUAAACGUAAGGAAGCCAAAUAUCACUUUUUGCAUGAAUAUAUGAGCCACGUAGGAACCUGGUACGACUCCUACGAGAAAAGACACGGUAAGGUUAAGCGAAGAGUUUAUCUAGCUACCGACGAACCCAUGGUUAUAAGAAAAGCAAAAGAAAGUUAUCCUAACUACACGUUUAAAUACAAUUUCGAUUCAGCUGUAUUUGCGCACACGUUAAAAACGAGAUACUCCGAGAGAUCACUUCAUCGAUUAAUUCUUGAUAUUCAAUUGUUAGCAGAAUGUGAUUUUGUCGUCUGCACGAUGACUUCUAAUAUUUGUAGACUUGUGUUCGAAUUAAUGCACGUUCGUUACUGGGAUGCUCCUGAUCGUAUUAUAUCUCUUGAAAGAGAUUUCAGAUUUCCGUUCUACAAACAAUGGCGAAUGUUGUUUAACAAAACAAGGUAGAACAUAAACAAUCAGAAGAAUGAAAAUAUGUGAAGAAUAUUAUUUAAUCUGCGAUAAAUAUAGGAAGUGAUGAAUGUGAAACAGAAAACUGAAUUCACAAAAACGUGAGGAUAAAAAACAAAAGUUUCUGUACAUUUCCUUCCGUUGUUUGACUAGUACGUAAAACAUACAUUUUGUUUAUAUUUAAGAUAUUCUCUGAUAUAUCAUACAGCUGGGUAUUUUUGAAAUAAUGAGAUUUGGUUUAUUAGAAUUGUUAAACCAUUUUGUAUUACUUCAAACUUACGAUUCUAGAAGAUAUGUGUUGAAUAUUUUCAUCAAACGAUUAAUUGUUCGAGUUACAUUAGUUCAUAGAACCAUUUAUGAGUGAAUGACAUUUUAUGAAAAUUUCAAUUGGAAUACUCUUAGUAAAUGUAUAUUAUGUUGUAAAUAUCUAAAAUA
Molecule: messenger RNA, 1146 nt
Organism: Ruditapes philippinarum (Manila clam)
Lineage: Eukaryota; Metazoa; Mollusca; Bivalvia; Venerida; Veneridae
Product: alpha-(1,6)-fucosyltransferase-like
Exons: 4
Coding region: 55-708 (217 amino acids)
Biological process (GO): protein N-linked glycosylation
Molecular function (GO): alpha-(1->6)-fucosyltransferase activity
Source: RefSeq, a predicted model, not a curated record